Xenopus laevis (African clawed frog) is the source of this 2394-nucleotide messenger RNA. RefSeq names its product vomeronasal type-2 receptor 26. The transcript has 6 exons. Lineage: Eukaryota; Metazoa; Chordata; Amphibia; Anura; Pipidae. Bases 1 to 2394 code for a protein of 797 amino acids. The record is from RefSeq and is a predicted model, not a curated record.
AUGACGAUCCUUGGAUUUGUUGCCAUUGAGGCCGGAGUGCAGGCGUCUUUGUGCUGCUUUUCAAGAAUAGACAUCGCAUGUUAUCAGAAUUAUUUGGCAUUUUUAUUUGCUAUCACUCAAAUUAACAACAACACAAAACUGUUGCCCAAUGUCACUCUGGGAUUCCAUAUUGUAGAUCCUUGUUUGUCUGAAGAAAAAGCAACAUCUGGAAUGAUUUUUAUUUUUUCUGGAAACAAAGGGGUUCCUAUUCCUAACUAUCGGUAUGUUCGUUCACCUAACUUGGUGGCUUUUGUAGAUGGCAUAUCUUCCAAAGUGACUCUUCUUAUGGCCAGAAUGUUUGGACUUUACAAUAUUCCACAGAUUAGUUAUGCAUCCAUGGAUCCAGUAUUAAGUGACAAAAAUCAAUUUCCUUUAUUUUAUCGCACUGUACCUAAUGAAAUUGCCCAGUAUGGUGCAUUUAUAAAGCUAAUAAAGCAAUUUUCAUGGACAUGGGUGGGUGUAUUGGUUUCAGACAAUGAAUCUGGCCUCAAAAUGAGCCAAAUGUUGCAAAAGGAAUUUGAACUCAAUGGAAUAUGUUUUGCCUUCCUUGAAUUCAUCCCAUACCGCAGUGCCUUGGAUGAUGCUAAAAAAUUACAUAUUGUCAGAAGUCUAAAUAGCUCAGCUGCCAAUGUUAAUAUUGCUUAUGGUGACAGAGACUACAUGCUUACUUUAAGUAUUAUAUUGUAUAUGUUUCCCAUAUCUGAAAAGGUGUGGAUCAUUUCCUCACAGUGGGAUGUUGCCAGUGGAUUGGAUUAUUUUUUUUUACCUUUUGUCUCAUUUAAUGGUAGUUUGGCUUUUACACGUCAUAUUAGUUCCAUUCAAGGUUUUGAGGAUUUUUUGCUAACCCUAACUCCUGAUGAUUUUCCAAAUGAUCCCAUUAUUAAAUCUUCAUGGUUUGAACUAUACUCUUGUGUGUGGAAAGGUAACAAUAAAGCAUUGGCAUGCAAUGGCACAGAAGAAAUACAGAAAAUAUAUGAAAAUAUAUACAAAGAUAUCUCCAUUAACAGUUACAGUAUAUAUAAUGCAGUAUACAUGUUAGCAUAUGCUUUGCAAAUGCAAAAAAGGGAAGAAGGCCACCAUGUACACAGCAUACAAGCAUGGGAAAUGCACAAGUAUCUAAAGAAAAUCAGUAUUGCACAGAGUGAUGGGAAUGAGUUGCAUUUUGAUGAGAAUGGUGAUAUGCCUUCUGACUUUGACAUUAUAAAUUGGAUUGUCUACCCAAAUCAAAGUCUUGAUGGCAUCAGAGUAGGAACAUAUGAACAGAAAUCUUCAUUCCCGGAACUGAGAAUUAAUGAAAGUCUAAUACGAUGGAGUCCAACAUUUAAUGAUACACCACGUACACCUUACAGUCAAACCUGCCAUCCUGGAUACAAGAAGAAACGUAAAGAAGGACUUCCUGACUGCUGCUAUGACUGUGUGCCCUGUCCAGAGGGUGAGAUAUCCAAUCAGACAGACAGAGUCACUUGUCUUAAAUGUCCAGUACACCAAUGGCCUAAUUUUAACAGAACCAUUUGCAUUGAUAAAGUGAUAACUUACUUAUCCUAUCAUGAGCCACUAGGUGCAUCACUGGCUUUUUUAUCCAUUCUGUUUUUCAUCAUGACUGGUUUGGUUUUGAUGAUCUUCAUACAAUACAGAAACAUGCCAGUUGUUAAAGCCAAUAACCGAGAUCUCAGCUACAUCCUUCUCGUUUCCCUCAAGAUUUCCUUUCUAUGUAAUUUGCUCUUCAUUGACCACCCUCUCCAAGUGACCUGCAUUCUAAGACAAACAGUGUUUGGAGUCACCUUCUCAACUGUUAUUUCUUCAGUUUUGGCUAAAACUGUAACUGUGGUGAUUGCCUUCAAUGCCACCAAGCCUGGAAGCAAACUGAGAAUUUUCUUGGGACCCAGAGUGACGAAUUCCAUUGUAAUAGUCUGUUUACUAAUGCAAGUGAUUAUAUGCACCAGCUGGUUAGUGUCCUCUCCUCCAUUUCCUUACUAUAACAUAGAAGAUGUAAUUAGUGAGAUAGUAGUUGAGUGCCACGAACAUUCAAGCUUUGGAUUUUAUUGCAUCCUUGGAUUUAUGGGAUUAUUGGCAGCUCUGAGUUUUAUCAUUGCUUUCUUUGCUCGGACACUACCUGAUAUCUUCAAUGAAGCCAAGUUUAUCACCUUCAGCAUGUUGCUGUUCUGCAGUGUAUGGGUCUCUUUUAUUCCAGCCUAUUUGAGCGCUAAAGGCAAAUAUGUUGUGGCAGUGGAAAUAUUUGCUAUCCUGGCUUCUAGCUUUGGAAUUCUGGCUUGUAUAUUUGUUCCCAAAUGCUAUCUCAUCCUUUUUAAAACUGGCAAGUGCACAAAGGACUUUAUAAAAAAGAACUCCAGUUAG